UUAUUCUCUCAUCUUUCUUUUCUUUUGCUCGCCCCAAGCCGUUUCUUGUCUAUAAAACUCUUCACGCGGACCACACCGCCUCUCAGCCUUCCCAAUCUCGUCGUUGAUCUCGCGGUGGUGAUAAUGGCCUCUUCCGCCUCGGUCUUCCUCGCCGUGGCGGCUCUCCUCGCCGUGGCGUGCUCCGCACAGGGCCCCAGCCCCGCUCCCCUCCGGCCUCCAGCCAUAGCGCCCACGAGGCCCCCCGCCGUCGCCCCGAUCUUUCCACCCCCGCCUCCGACCCCGACGCCGACCCCUCCCCCUUCCGUGGCUCCCGCCUCCCCUCCCCCGGCCGUCCCUCCGCCGUCCUCUCCCCCGGCGCGCGCCCCCACCUCCAAUCCCCCAUCGGUGGCUCCCGCCUCGUCCCCUCCCGCUCCGCCUCCGCCGCACACGAUCGGUUUCCCACCAACCUCGCCGCCCGCCUCUCCGCCCACCUCGCCGCCGGGCAAUAGCGCCAACUCCGCUGCCGUGAGCUGGAUCGCCGUGGCUGGAGCCCUUGUCGCCGCCGCGGCCGCGUUCUAGAUCCAGGUAGAUCAACAUCUCGCCGUGGGUUCUUGAUCCGACGAUCCCUACAUUGUUUGGUUCUUUCUUUCUACCUCGUUGUGAUUGUAUGACAUAUUAAUUUCUUUGUGGUGGCUGGCUUGUAAUUUUCGGAGUUUGGACUUGCGGUGUACGGUUACUAUUCUGUUUAGUUUAGUCUUGCUUUAUUUUACGAUUCCCA
Molecule: messenger RNA, 757 nt
Organism: Zingiber officinale
Lineage: Eukaryota; Viridiplantae; Streptophyta; Magnoliopsida; Zingiberales; Zingiberaceae
Product: protein TRACHEARY ELEMENT DIFFERENTIATION-RELATED 7A-like
Exons: 1
Coding region: 124-558 (144 amino acids)
Source: RefSeq, a predicted model, not a curated record